AUGGCAGACGAAUCCGCCAUCGCCGAGGCCGAGCAGCUGGUCCUGGACCUCAAGAGACACACCGGCUCGGCAGCGGCCCGGGCCACGGUAGUCCGGCGGCUUGACACGCUGCGGUGCCUGGUGCACGGGGGCCUGGACGCGCUGCUGUUCCAAGCCCGCCCGUUCCAAAUCCUCCCCGCGCUCAACAUGCUGCUCGACUUUGGGGUGUUCGACGCGGUUCCGGUUGGCGGGAGUGUCUCGCUCGAGGACCUCUCCGCGGCCGUCAAGCUCGAUGCCUCUAUUCUAGCCCGCUUCCUCCAUAUCGUGCUCACCCAGGGCAUUCUCAGGGAGACGGCCCGAGAUAUGUACGAGCAUACGGCGGCGUCAGCCAUCUUUCGCACCGACCAAGCAGCUAGCUUGUUCCGCGUGGGCACGAUGCAGUUCCCGCGGUGGUGGAAAGUGUCCGAGUACCUGCAGACGCACACGGCGGCGCAGGCGCAGGACGCGCGGCGGGUGCCGUACGUGUGGGCGGCGGGCCACGACGGCCGCAUGACGUACUACGAGGCGCUCGAGGCGGAGCCGGCCGUGGCGGCGGCGUGGCACCGGGGCAUGGAGCUGGUGCAGGCGACGCAGCCCGUGACGGGCAUGUUCCUAUUCGGCGCCGCUGCCGAGGCUGCCGCCGAGGCCGAGCCGCACCGCGCCUUCGUCGUCGACGUCGGCGGCGGCCGCGGAAACGCGCUCGUGGCCAUUCUGAAGGAGUGCGCCGCCAAAGGCAGCAGCACCCCCCGCAUGGUCCUGCAGGACAUGGCUGAGGUGCUCGAGGGUCAAGACCCUGUUAGGAUCGACGGCGUCGAGAACAUGCCGCACGACUUUUACAACGAGCAGCCCGUCAAGAAUGCGCACAUCUACUACCUCCGCAACGUGCUGCACAACCACUACGACGACCGCAGCCGGGUGAUCCUGGGCCACAUCGUCGACGCCAUGGGCCCGACGUCGCGCGUGCUGAUCGGCGAGAUGAUUCUGCCGGCGACGGCCGUUGCGGGGUGCGACCCGCUCCCUUUCUUCAUGGACGUGAACAUGUUCAUGGAGGGCGGCGUCGAGCGGACCGAGGAGCAGUGGCGCAGGCUGCUGGACGAGGUCGGGCUCCGCAUCGAGAAGAUUUGGAGGCUGCCUGACAAUCCCGUCCAGAGCACCAUCGAGGCCAGGUUGAAGAAUAGUUGA
Messenger RNA from Lasiosphaeria miniovina, 1200 nucleotides. RefSeq names its product O-methyltransferase. The coding region runs from base 1 to 1200 and encodes 399 amino acids. The transcript has 5 exons. Gene Ontology annotation, molecular function: O-methyltransferase activity. The record is from RefSeq and is a predicted model, not a curated record. NCBI's taxonomy places the organism in Eukaryota, Fungi, Ascomycota, Sordariomycetes, Sordariales, Lasiosphaeriaceae.